AUGGCUGAAAAGACAGACUUUCCAGACCUCGCAACGGUGGUAUCAACCUACCAUAUCGAGGAAAAGGCUAGAGCUCACACAAACCACCGCAAUGGCCAUAUUGAGGGAAACGCGCUGUUGGUCGAUCGACAAGGCGAGAUUCGCAAAAUCCCUAUCCCUUCGUCAGAUCCAAAUGAUCCUUUGAACUUUAGACCGUGGGAGAAAUGGGGCCUUGUCUUUUGCUGUUGCUGGUUUUCUGUUAUGGGACUCUCAGUGGCUUCGGGGCUAGGUGCUAUUCUGAAUGUCUUCUUUGAGAUGUAUAUUCCUCAGGGCUUCAAUUCGGAUCAGGUGGUUCUUCUUAUCACUCUGCCCACCUUGUUCAUCGGUCUUGGAAACUACAUCAUUCUCCCUCUGUCUCUCGCCUAUGGUCGUCGACCUAUCUUCCUCAUUUCUGUGGUAGUUCUCUUCGCCUCCAGCAUUGCAGCAGCGACUCAGAACAGUUACUAUGGGCACUUGGUCUCCCGUAUCCUUCAAGGAAUCGCCACAGGCGCAUCCGAAUCUCUCCUCCCGCUCAUGCUCACAGAAGUGACAUUCCUCCACGAACGAGCUUACAUCUUUGGGCUCUACUGGAUGAUCCAAAACGCUCUCUCGUCGUCUCUAAACUUGGCAUCCUCAUACAUCAACGCCGAUCUUGGAUGGCGAUGGUACUACUGGGUCUUCACCAUUACUGUCGGAGUUGGUCUAAUAAUCGCCAUCUUCUUCGGCUUCGAGACCCAGUUUACUCGCCCUGCUGCUUCUCUCGACGGUCAACUUGUCAUCACAGAUGAGUUUGGCGUUACCAAAGUUAUCCCUGACUCAGAGGCCCAGGCUUAUCUGGAGGAGAUGUCGAAAUCUGGAUUGACGGCGCCCGACGCUUCGAACCCGGCUCAGGAUUGUGAUCGCAUGCCAUAUACACAGCGUCUUCGACCAUGGUCUAAGCCCUCUCCCAAGCCCCUCCGUGUCAUUCUUCUGAGCUGGAAGCACAUGCUUACGUCGUUUCUGUCACCUGGUAUUCUUUACGCCGUGCUUACCUCUUCAAUUGCUCUUGGAUGUGCUGUCGGUAUGUCCUUGACAUACAACCAGGUUCUGAUCCAGAACUAUCACUGGGAAGCGAAGGAUAUCGGCUUGAUCAACGUCGGAGGAGUCAUCGGGGCUAUCAUAGGCAUGGUAUACUGCACCUUCAUCGCCAACCCCUUUGUUAUGUGGCUCGCCCGUCGAAACCGCGGUGUCCACCAGCCUAAGCACCAUCUCAUCACUUUGGCUCCUCCAGCUGUUGUCGGCGUAGCUAUGCUUCUAUUGUAUGGCCACACAGCCGGCGGCGGCGCAACAUGGUGGGGACCUUAUCUUGGCUGGACCAUUUUCCAAUAUUCCUUCACAGCGGUUCUCAUCAUCUCGACCACGUUUGCCUCUGGAGCCGCUCCCAAGCAUCCGGGACCUGCUCUCGUCACCGUUGUUGGAACUAAGAACAUCAUCUCUUUUGGCGUCACGUAUGGUUUGACUCCUAUGGUCGAAGAGCAUGGAUACAAGUGGGCUUUUAGUGUUUUGGCGGGACUUUUUGGAGGUAUUUUCUUGCUGGGUAUUCCUGUCUGCAUGUUUAACCCCAAGUGGCGUGCCUAUGUUGCUGAGAGGGAGGCUCAAAAGGGUGUUACUACCACUGACUAA
This is a messenger RNA of Fusarium sp. VM40, 1680 nucleotides long. Lineage: Eukaryota; Fungi; Ascomycota; Sordariomycetes; Hypocreales; Nectriaceae. The record is from the annotation of a GenBank genome assembly.